Pogonomyrmex barbatus (red harvester ant) is the source of this 757-nucleotide messenger RNA. Its product is annotated as microtubule nucleation factor SSNA1. Gene Ontology annotation, cellular component: ciliary basal body; centrosome. NCBI's taxonomy places the organism in Eukaryota, Metazoa, Arthropoda, Insecta, Hymenoptera, Formicidae. The record is from RefSeq and is a predicted model, not a curated record.
UAUAGAAAUUCAAUACUGAAAGAUAAUGAUUGAAUAUUUAUCAACAACACUUUAUAACAAAUAAUUUAAAGUAUUAUACUAGCCAGUAUUAAACUGGUAAGGGUGUCAUAUAUUGAUGAUCAAUUUUUUUACUUUUUUAUGUUUCGCGAGAAAUAAGAGUUCCUUGAGAUAGAAGUUUUGAGAUAACAAUUGAUACAUAAGAAUGUAGAUUUCGCAACAUUGUACAAUCAAAUGAAAGUAGUCGACGAUCUGACGUAGUUAUAACAGAUCCAGUUCUGAAAAAAAACUGGUUUUGAAAGCAGUAAAUCCAAGUUCCGAUUUCGAAGGAGACCGCAGAGCACAUGCGUCUCACAUGAAGUUUCCUGUGAAUGGAGGAUUCACGAUGUCGCAACAUGGGGCUACUUUACAAACUUAUAAUCAGGAACUCGUCAAAUGUUUAGAAGAGAUGAAACUGAAGCGGUCAGAACUGCAAGCUCAUAUAGAAGCCCAAGAACAAGAGAAGAACAGUUUACAACGCGAAAUCGAGAAGAUGUCGUGUAAACUUACGCAACUGAAUGAUAGCUUGGCGAAAAGAAUCGCCGUUAGAAAUGAAUUCGACAGAACUAUCGCCGAUACUGAAACAGCAUAUGUGAAGAUCCUAGAAAGUUCUCAAUUAUUGCUUAAUAUGAUUAAAAAGAAGCUGUAAAUCUAAAUCAGACUUUAAUGAGAACUGAAAUUGAUAAGCAGCAACAUCGACAAUAAGGUAUCAAUUAGAAAA